Molecule: messenger RNA, 1396 nt
Organism: Mugil cephalus (flathead mullet)
Lineage: Eukaryota; Metazoa; Chordata; Actinopteri; Mugiliformes; Mugilidae
Gene: lyar
Product: Ly1 antibody reactive homolog (mouse)
Exons: 8
Coding region: 244-1269 (341 amino acids)
Biological process (GO): rRNA processing; negative regulation of transcription by RNA polymerase II
Cellular component (GO): nucleolus
Molecular function (GO): DNA binding
Source: RefSeq, a predicted model, not a curated record
UGUUGCCGUGAUCACGUGUGUUUUGAAAAGUUUACACGGAUGGAACGGAGCGGGCGAACGUUUGCUUUCAAAAACGAUUUUGAAGCAAAGCGAAUUUAACAACGAAGCGACUAAUAACGAUUAACGAGUUGCUAAGUCGUCUGUGGCGCCGCGACACGGGCUUAUUUAUAACAUUUGAAUAGCUUUAGAUCACGUUAGCCGGUCUUCCUUAGCUAGGGUCGUAGCCUGCAUCUGUGUGUCAACAUGGUGUUUUUCACCUGCAACGCGUGUGGUGAAUCCUUGAAAAAAGCCCAGGUUGAAAAACACGUGAACAUUUGCCGGGGGUGCCAGGUCCUGUCCUGCAUCGACUGUGGAAAAGACUUCUGGGACGAUGACUACAAAAACCACAUCAAAUGUAUCAGUGAAGAUCAGAAGUAUGGUGGCAAAGGCUACGAGGCUAAGGCGAACAAAGGAGAUGUGAAACAGCAGCAGUGGCUCCAGAGAGUCCACGAUGCUAUGAACAAACCAGGAGUCAGUCCAAAGCUGAGAGAUGUGCUCAGACAGGUCAGUUCGUAUGACAACGUACCGAGAAAGAAAGCCAAGUUUCAGAACUGGAUGAAAAAUAGUCUUAAAAUUGCCAACACCAGCCUGCAUGAUGAAGUAUGGGACAUAAUUGCAGCAGCUGACAGCGCUCCGGAGACUACAAAACCAUCUGUGGCUGAAGUCAAAAUGGACACGGAUGUAAAUGAAGAGCAGAAUGGGCAACCAAAUGCAGAGAAAAAGAAGCUGAACAAACGGGAGCGUAAAGAAGCCCGUCAGCAAAAGAAUGGGAAACGUGUGAAAAGAACUGAAAAAACAGACACACAAGAGCCGGAGGAAGACCAGGGUGGGAAAAAGGGGAAAAAGAACAGGAAGAGAAAGCAUGACUCUGAAGCAACUGGAGAUGAGGAGGAGAAUGGCCAUGAUGCUGCCAGUGAGAAGUCCUUCAAGAAAACAAAGACUGACAAAACAGCGGCUGGUGACAUUUCCAUGUCAGAGGAGACUGAAGAUCAAGCUGUUUCAAAAGGCAAAUUCAACUGGAAGGGAAACAUCAAGGCAGUACUGAAAGACUCACCUGACCAGGAACUGUCUGUAAAGAAACUCAGAAAGAAGGUUUUGGCUGCUUACUACUCUUUCACUGGUGAUCGGAAUUUUAAAACAGAGGAGGAGGUGCUUGUAACUUUCAACCAGAAGGUCAAUAACAAUCCCAAGUUUAGAGUUUUGAAAGACAGAGUAAAACUCAUUAAGUAGAGUUGUUCCACUCUCAUAGAAGGCAUGAUGUUCAUAGACUUUUAACAUUUAAAAGUCACUGUUGUCUGUCUUGCAUGUUUUUAUAGAGAUGACAUAAUCUUUAAGAUUAAACCAUUUUAUGACUCAA